AUGUUUGCGCCGCUCGCCGACUUUCUCAUGGGCACACCGGCCGACCCGCCCGCCCGCCCUGCCGACGCGGAGGACGACGUCGAAGAGCCGCAGCUGCCGUCGUCGCUCUCGUACCUGCACGGCAAAGGCCUGCAGUCGACCAUCCGAUACCACGGGCGUAUCGUCAAGACGCGGCUCCAGAGCGGCCAGGUCGGCGAGGACGCCUAUUUUCUCAAGGAUGAUGCACUGGGCAUUGCCGACGGCGUCGGUGGAUGGGCGUCGAAUGCCCAUGCAGAUCCUGCGCUGUUUUCGCGGCUGCUCAUGCAUUUCUGCCAUGACGAGCUCAGCAAGCUCGACGAGCGGCAGCUCCACGCCUGGGCGGGAGACACAAGCGAGGCGCUCACCGCGUGGUUCAACUGCGACCCCGUCCAGAUCAUGCAGGUGGCGUGGGAGCGCUGUGUGCGUGCGUCAAAGCGCGAGGGCAUUCUGGGCAGCGCCACCGCGCUCCUCGCCGUGCUGCGCGGCGACGAGCUGCGCGUAGCGAAUAUGGGCGACUGCGUCCUUGUGCUGAUCCGCGACAAGGAGCUCAUCUUCCGCAGCGCCGAGCAGCAGCACAGCUUCAACUACCCGGUACAGCUCGGUAUGAUGGACGCGACGGUGGAAAGUGUCACGCUCGCGAGUGCGCUGUGCAUGCACCGCGACGGCACGAUCCCCGACGGCGCCGAGGACCUCGACCUGCCGGACGUGAACGAGAAGAUGAGCCGCUACAUCCACUCGUACGAUGCGAGCCCCGAGAACCCCGACUUCGACAGUCCCCGGCACGACGCGGGUAUCUGGGGCCUCAAGGUGCAGCCCGGCGACGUGGUCCUUAUGGCCAGCGAUGGCCUCUUUGACAACCUGUUUGACGACGACAUUCUCGAGACUGUGCUCGAGGUGCUGGACAGUCGCCCCGGCGCCGACCUCGAGCACGACCCUGACCUGCCGCAUGCCGUGGCCCGCGCGCUGUGCGAGCGGGCACGCGGCGUCAUGGAAGACCCGCGCGGAAUCUAUCAUGCUAAUGAGGAGGGUAUCUACUACGUCGGUGGCAAGAACGACGACGUCACCGUGCUCACCGGCGUCGUCACGGAGCACCUCGAGCCGCACCACGCCGGCCCGCCCGGGGUGGAGUGGUAG
Messenger RNA from Malassezia sympodialis ATCC 42132, 1152 nucleotides. RefSeq lists its product as uncharacterized. Gene Ontology annotation, molecular function: protein serine/threonine phosphatase activity. Gene Ontology annotation, biological process: protein dephosphorylation. The record is from RefSeq and is a predicted model, not a curated record. Lineage: Eukaryota; Fungi; Basidiomycota; Malasseziomycetes; Malasseziales; Malasseziaceae. The transcript is spliced from 2 exons. The coding region runs from base 1 to 1152 and encodes 383 amino acids.